Molecule: messenger RNA, 2796 nt
Organism: Athene cunicularia (burrowing owl)
Lineage: Eukaryota; Metazoa; Chordata; Aves; Strigiformes; Strigidae
Gene: TMEM120A
Product: transmembrane protein 120A
Exons: 12
Coding region: 776-1747 (323 amino acids)
Biological process (GO): fat cell differentiation
Cellular component (GO): membrane
Source: RefSeq, a predicted model, not a curated record
CUCCACCAGCGCGUCACCCAGAUUUAUUACCCGUGCCCAUUUUAACAUAAAAACCUCAUAAGCCCGUGCCCGUUGUUCCUCGCCAUGGACUGUUGCUCCGCGGUGCCUUGGACCUCCCCGCUUGCUGUUCACCUCACUUGGGUACUUGUUGGGGAACCCUCUCUGGGAUGCUGGUAAUAAAAGCCUCGUGAUCAUCUCUGAACGUACUGUGUUUGUGUAUCCAACACUGCUUGGCUCUGGUGAGGUGUCACCACCUGGAUCUGGCACCUUCAGGCAGACAGACGCUCAUCCCAUCCCAGCAAUCCAAGCCACUGCUCCUGGGUGGCUGCAGCCCUCAGCUGUAGCCCUGGCCCCAACAGCAUUUUUUUCUGAGUCUUUUCUAUGCCUUAUGCUGCAAUCGGUGGUUUCCCAGCCACAGGAGCAUCCCUGGGGCUGGUCUGUCUUGCUGGCUGGGCUUGCCCAGCCCACAGCUAGAGGGGGGCAGGACAUGAGCCACCCACAAGGGCAGGACCAGGCUGUGCCGUGUGGAUGUGCCUGCACCUGUAGAUAACUUCCUUGGGAUUGGGGAUAGGUGUCCCCAGUGCCUGCUUCUUGCCCUCACAGAGGCAGGGAUGGCUGCAGGCUGUCUCCAGACACACCUGGCCUUCUGCCUGUGGUUUUUACCCACCUCUCGCCUUACCCAGCUGCUGUGCAGGUGAAGUUAGAGACAGUUUUUAACAGAUGUGUCAGCAGAUGUCCCCGAGGGCAGGGACGGCUGGGCAGACAGCUGUAAUGUAUGCUGGUCUCUCCUUCCCAGGAUAAUCACAAGCUGUACAAGCAGAAACUCGAGGAGCUAACCAAGCUCCAGGAUGGGAUCUCCAGCUCCAUCGCACGGCAGAAGAAGCAGCUGAAGGAGCUGUCAUUAUCCCUCAAAAAAUGCAAAGCCGACGCGAGUCCUGAACAGGAGGAGUCCAUCCAAGAGACCCAGAGCCUAAUAAAAGAGAGGCAAAAUGUUUUCUUCGAGAUGGAGGCCUAUCUGCCAAAGAAGAACGGGUUGUACCUGAGUCUGGUGCUCGGGAACGUGAACGUCACGCUGCUCAGCAAACAGGCCAAGUUUGCAUACAAGGAUGAGUAUGAGAAGUUCAAGCUCUACCUCACCAUCAUCUUACUCAUUGUCUCCUCCUCCUGUCAGUUCCUUCUCAACUCCAGGGUGACAGAUGCCGUCUUUAACUUCGUCUUGGUGUGGUACUACUGCACCCUCACCAUCCGGGAAGGCAUCUUGAUCAACAACGGAUCCAAAAUCAAAGGCUGGUGGGUUUUCCAUCACUACAUCUCCACCUUCCUCUCAGGUGUCAUGCUGACAUGGCCAGACGGGCUCAUGUACCAGAUGUUCAGGAGCCAGUUCCUCUCCUUCUCCAUGUACCAGAGCUUUGUGCAGUUCCUCCAGUACUACUAUCAGAGCGGGUGCCUGUACCGGCUGCGAGCGCUGGGUGAGAGGCACAACAUGGACCUGACUGUGGAGGGCUUCCAGUCCUGGAUGUGGAGAGGCCUCACGUUCCUGCUUCCUUUCCUCUUCUUUGGGCAGUUCUGGCAGCUCUACAAUGCCAUCAUCCUCUUCCGCAUGAUCCAGCACCCGGAAUGCAAGGAGUGGCAGGUCCUCAUGUGUGGCCUCUCCUUCUUCAUCCUCUUCCUGGGGAACUUCUUGACCACCGUCCGCGCCGUCCACCAGAAGUUUCAGAACAAGAACAAAGACACGAAGCAGAAUUGAAGUGCUGGAUCUGUGCCUGAGUCAUUCACCUGGAGCCAGCAGCACCCUGCAACUCCUGUCCCAUCUGCCUUCCUCCUCCAGGAGAGCAGGGUGUCUGGGACAGCUGCUCCCCUUCCCUCCACCCUUGAAGACAUUUACUGGGAUGGUUCUCUGGGGUCAAGCCCAGCUCUGCAGGUGUUCCCCACCCCGCUGCGGGCAGCCUGGGGUGCCCGGCUUCCAUCAUCUCCCAUGGGACAAGGCCAGAUCCAGGGCUGGCAGUGCCUCUUACACAGCUCCGGGGGUGCUCAAGGCUCUCCCCAGCCCUGCACCCAGGGCAGCCCUUGCGUGUUGAAGGCAGAGAGGCCCUCACAUCUCAUCGGCUGCAAGCAAUUGCUUCCCUGGCUGCCCCAGCAGCCCUCUUUAAUUUCAAGGGCAGCUGAAGGCCGUGCUCAAGCGCUGCCUUCCAGGGUGUAUUGUACCCCAGUUCCUCCUUUACCUUCAAGCUGCAGGGCCGAGGGACUGAAGUGGAGGAGCUGUGGCACUGGAGGGGUGGGAGCACUACAAGCCUGAACCAGGUUUCACACUGGAGCUGUGCAAGCAGCACCCUGAUCCUGCAUCUCUGGAGGAUGCGUGUGUGAAAAAUAAAGGAAAGGUGCUGCCUCGGGUUGCUGGGGUGGUUGUGGAACAGCUUGUGUGCUCUGUUUUUGGCUUGCCUGGUAUUGGUUACGUUGUGUUGGGGAGGGAAGAAAACGCACCUCCAGCUGUCCCGACACCAGCUGGGAUGUGGAACGGGACAGGAGGGCAGUGCUGCGAGCUGCCAGCUCCCCCCCACCCUGAGCUGUAUUAUCAGCAAUAACCACCAGCAGCGAUCGUAAGGGAUGUGUCUGGUCAUGGCUACAUCAACUCAGGAGAUGUGGGGACACAGAUAAGGCCGUGACUGCCAAGACCUCACUUGAGCAAUGUGACCACCCAACCACGGUGCUGCUCAGUGGCCGACUCGAGGUGGCCUGGGCAGAAGCCAACAUCUGUAGUCAGUACACAAAUGUAACUAUGAGUCAGUCACCUUACUC